Messenger RNA from Uncinocarpus reesii 1704, 2019 nucleotides. RefSeq lists its product as uncharacterized. Gene Ontology annotation, molecular function: transmembrane transporter binding. Gene Ontology annotation, biological process: neuronal action potential; negative regulation of delayed rectifier potassium channel activity. NCBI's taxonomy places the organism in Eukaryota, Fungi, Ascomycota, Eurotiomycetes, Onygenales, Onygenaceae. The record is from RefSeq and is a predicted model, not a curated record. The coding region runs from base 1 to 2019 and encodes 672 amino acids. Gene Ontology annotation, cellular component: membrane; synapse; axon initial segment. The transcript has 3 exons.
AUGGAUCCUCUCUCCAUAGCUGCCAGCAUCGGCGGCCUCACCACUCUCGUUUUGCAAAUCAGCUCGUCGCUCUCGAGACUACGUUCACUCUGUAAAAGCCUGCCUGGACGGCUGCAUGCCGUGAACAACGAGGUAUCAGACCUGGAGGUUGUUCUUCAUCAGGUGGCGUUACUUGUGAAGGAUAGGGCACAUUUUUUACCCCAGAAACAGCUUGCGGCAAUUCCACAGCUCUUGAAACAAGCGACCAUCAAAUUGAUAGAAUUGAAAACUAUUGUUGACAGAAUACUUGACACUGUUGGCAAAGCCAAGUUUGCUGUUUCCGGGGCUUUUGCGUGGCGAAAAGAACAGGAUACCCUAGCCGCACUACAAGAAGACAUUCGGUCCAUAAAAUGCAACCUGAAUAUCCUGCUUGGAGCAUCGAACUCGCAUGAUAUGAUUCAGAUCUCCCUUAGUAUUCAAGCCAUAUCUGCCGUCACUCUGAAGUCCACAGCAGCACAGAUGGCAAUGAAGGAUAAAUUUUUGGACACCAUUGCGAGCGUGGAUGAACGAAUAACUCGGGUGGAGCAAAUGCUUCAAAGGCAGACGAACCAACUCCAAGUCAACCAAGCUCAACAAGUCGGCGCUCUAUACAAUGUUCACACUGCCAACCGACGACGAGCUCGAUCGCGACAGAGCAGCCCUCCAGCUACCCCGACAAAUUCCGAAGGGCUGACGGUUCGCGUUACUCCUUACGUCGUGACAUGCCGGCGGGGUUGCCCCUGCGCUUGCCAUUCGAAACAAAAGGCUUCAACACCAGCCCUUUUGAACCGCAUAUUUGGGCAGCUCUUCAUUGGAUACGCAGGACUGCCUUUGGUGGGCCCAAAAUGUGACACUGCACGCUGCCUGGGGUCCCAGGCAAGUCAAGUCAGUGUGGAGUACUGGUUUCCACUUGGAUUCUUCUCUUCCACGAUCUUGCGGAUGCAACUUGGCCAUCAACCAAACAUGGGGUCACUCUUCCACCUGGACACAUUGAGAAAGGUGCCUGAUUCAGCUCAGUGUGUCAACCUUGCCGUUAAAGGUGAUAUUGAAGGCUUAAAACACUUGUUUUCCCGCGGUCUGGCUUCCCCUCGUGAUAUCAGCACCACUAGAGGUUAUUCCCUGCUUCGAUGGGCGCUCUAUGCGAAACAGUAUCAAGCUUGUGAGUUUUUGGUAUACGCAGGCGCAGACCCCGAUUACCGACCCUUGGCUAGCUCUGAUAACAGCCCACGGAUCAAGGCAUGCCAUUUCUUACUCGAAGGAGGGCUUCCGGAAAGUGGCUCGACAGCUCUUAAAACUAUCACUAAAGGGAGCUACUUUGAAGACUUCAUCGAGGAAUCAAAUUUCACUCAAAUCCACAAAAUUGUGCUGGGACUCUCUUUGCUUAGCCUAGAAGAAGAGAUCGCAUUUUAUCUUGACGACAUCGAUACAACUGACUCCAUGGGUAGGACUCCACUCGCCUGGGCUGCUGCGCGUGGAGACUCCCGGGCCGUUGUCACUCUCCUCAGCCAUGGUGCCGACCCAAAUAUUACAGACAUUCAAUUGUCCGGGCCUGUGUCUAAUGCUGCGGCUCGUGGACACACUGUCUGCGUUCGUCUUCUUUUAGAAGCAGGUGCUGAUCCCGAGCCGCCCUUGCCAAACGGUGUACGGAAAGGCAGUCCACUCACUGUCGCAACGCGCAAUACUACAGAUCCUGUACUGUUAAAAAGUCUUCUCGAUUUUGGAGCAGAUGUCGAUUCGCGCGGCUCGGAUGGCCAAACUCCGCUCAUCCACGCUGCCCAAACUGACAAUUCGAGUUUCGCAAUGUUACUACUUGAAUAUGGUGCAGAUAUCAAUGCAGCUACAGAUACUGGCUCGACUGCAUUGACUACAGCAAUUACGUACAACAGUCAUAAUGUCCUUCGACUUAUCCUGGAUAGAUGGCAAGAAUAUUCGUCGUGCCCACGACUAAAGGGGCCCAACCUUUUGCAACUCACAGCAUUAUAUCAUCAACCACGUUCCUGA